AAAUCCACAUGUCCUCUACUUCGCGGUCAGCAUACUGGAAAGUGCACGUUGUUGUUGAAUCUGUUUUGAGUUUUCGAUUUCAAUUUCAAUAAACGAUAAUUAUAUUUUAUAAAUUAAUUGAAAACGUAGUGGUGCUAGAAAAUGUCUUCGUUUUUUCUAAAAGGAAAACCACGAACCGUUGGUACGAAGCGAAAGUACGACAAAACAAAACCAACCAAAAAGGAAACCAAACUUCAAAAUCGAAAGGAAAAAGCACAAGCUGAAUCCGAGGAAGAAAUCGAUAGCGACCAGGAGGAAGAACUAACGGCGGCCAGCACAUCGAAACAGUUCAACUUUGACGAUGAAGACGAAGGUAUCGUUGAAACCGCACAGGAUAAACGACUUCGGUUGGCAAAAAAGUACCUGAAAGAGGUGGAGGAAGCUGAACGUAGCCGGCGAGAGGAUGACGAAAUUCAUGACAGUGUUUCGGCGGUUUUAAGAGAGGACUAUCUGGAGAGUGUUGGAAAACUAUACCGAGAGGUAGCGGACCAAUAUCAGGGCUAUAGUCUGGACAAAGCCACCACGUUGAAAUUUAAGCAGCAGCAUCUUGCACCAACCUGUGCCUGUUUAACCGAGGACGAUAAGUUUCUGUAUGUGGCCAAUAAGAAUGGCAUUAUUGUCCGGUGGGACUUGGAGAAAAAGGAACGGCUAGCUUCGACGAAAGCUCAACGAACGGCCGUUCUAUCGCUGGCCGUUUCUUAUGAUUUAAAGUUCUUGGUUGUUGCUGAUGGAACCAAUGAGAUAAAAGUACUGGAUGGAAGCACAUUGAAUGCUGUUGAUUCAUUGAGUGGCCAUUCAGAUGUUGUCACCGGUGUUGUGUUCCGAAGGAACACUCAUCAGCUGUAUUCCUGCAGCAAGGAUCGCACGGUUAAGAUUUGGUCUCUGGAUGAAAUGCUUUACGUUGAAACUCUCUAUGGCCAUCAGACUCCGGUUACCAGCAUCGAUGCCUUAGCACGAGAGCGAGCGAUAACAUCGGGUGGAAAUGAUCACUCUAUUCGUAUAUGGAAGAUCGUGGAAGAGUCUCAGCUGGUGUACAGCUGUCCACCGACCGUCGACAGUAUCGAAUGUGUACGAUUAAUCGGGGACGAACAUUUCAUAACCUGUGCAACGGAUGGAUCCCUGUCGGUUUGGAGUUCUGGAAAGAAGAAACCGCUUAACACGGUUCAACUCGCUCACGGUAAAACAGCGAACGGAGAAGCUAAUUGGAUUAGUUCGAUUGCAGCCCUGUUGAAUACUGACGUGAUAGCGUCCGGUUCGUGUGAUGGUUUUGUACGAAUUUGGAAGCUGGUAGGCGCCGGUAAGAAAAUUGAACCACUAAUGGAGAUCCCGGUUGAAGGGUUUGUGAAUGCGCUGAAGUUUACUAGCGACGGCGAACGGUUGAUUAUCUGUGUGGGACAGGAGCACAGGCUUGGACGUUGGUGGACGCUGAAGCAGGCAAAAAAUCGAACCAUUGUUGUGCCGCUUAUUAUGACCGUGAAGGAGGGUAGUAGAAAGAAAAAGUAAGUUUGUAGGGGCAAAGUAUAUACUGUUUGAUCGAAAA
Messenger RNA from Topomyia yanbarensis, 1579 nucleotides. RefSeq names its product U3 small nucleolar RNA-interacting protein 2 (gene U3-55K). Gene Ontology annotation, cellular component: small-subunit processome. Gene Ontology annotation, molecular function: snoRNA binding; protein binding. The coding region runs from base 142 to 1542 and encodes 466 amino acids. The record is from RefSeq and is a predicted model, not a curated record. The transcript has 3 exons. NCBI's taxonomy places the organism in Eukaryota, Metazoa, Arthropoda, Insecta, Diptera, Culicidae.